This is a messenger RNA of Leptinotarsa decemlineata (Colorado potato beetle), 1197 nucleotides long. RefSeq names its product pickpocket protein 28. The record is from RefSeq and is a predicted model, not a curated record. NCBI's taxonomy places the organism in Eukaryota, Metazoa, Arthropoda, Insecta, Coleoptera, Chrysomelidae. Gene Ontology annotation, cellular component: plasma membrane. Gene Ontology annotation, molecular function: ligand-gated sodium channel activity. Gene Ontology annotation, biological process: sodium ion transmembrane transport.
CAUAUUUUCUGCCAACCCAUCUCAUUAAUGAAGGGUGCGGUAUAGGUUUCAUAACAACCCAAAAAUAAGUCUGAUACGGGGGUUUGUACUCCCUGUAUUCGAGAGGAAAUCUGUGAAUGUUAUCGUCGCUCCACUCACAAAAUUCAAAGACAUGUAUUAACAGAAUCUUAUGGUUUGUGAUAGUACUAACAGCAAUGGCCCUAUCUGUCUACUACAUUUUAGAGAUCUACAACAAAUACGAAGAAAAUCCCUUCAUCGUCAACUUCGCUACGAGAGAGUCCCCAAUUUCCAUCAUACCGUUUCCAGCUGUCACAAUAUGCCCAGUGGUGAAAGCAACAAGAAAAAAGUUUAAUUUCACUGAAGCAGUUCACAAUAUCUUGGAUGAUAUAUCUAUCAGCGAAGAUAAACUGAGGAAAACUCAAUAUUUGUCUUCGGUUUGUGCAAAUAUUGGCGAAUCUUACAAGGAAAAAUUACCGUUAGUUGAUACUUUCACAGAAGAUUUCUAUGAUCAACUAGAUUCUAUGAAGCCCAAUUAUGAAUUGAUGUUCUUCGGAUGCGGGAUGAUGGAUAUGCCUUGUGUGAAUGAAUUCACACCAAUUAUACUGGAUGACGGUGUUUGUUAUAGUUUCAACAUGUUGAGUCGAGAAGAUAUUUACAAGGAUAAUGUCGUUCACUAUUGUGACUACCAUCAGAAUCUACGUUUCACUAACUGGACUAAUGAUAAUGGUUAUUCAAAAGUAAUUGGUGCGAAUGCAUAUCCAUAUAGAGCAUUUCUUGCUGGAGCUGAUAGUGCUCUAGAAAUAUAUCUGUUGCAGAUAGAGGAAGACUUAGACUACUUGUGUGCCAAGGACACACAAGGAUUCAAAGUUGUACUGCAUACACCUCACACCAUGCCUCAACUUAGAAAACAAUUCAUUCCUGUCGCCUGGGACACUUGCGUUCAAGCCAUGAUUAAUCCCAAGAUGAUGACCACAUCGAAAGAAGUGAAAAAAUUCAAACCCAAAGACAGACUUUGCUAUUUUGCGGAUGAGAGGUCUCUGAAAUAUUUCAAGAUUUAUAAUCCUGAAAACUGUGGAUUGGAGUGUUUAACGAACCACACCUUGGAAAUGUGCAAUUGUGUGGAUUUCUAUAUGCCCAGACACAAUUCGACGAAGAUAUGUGGUCAUUCGAAGGAGAAAUGUAUUAAACGUGCUGUUG